GAAAUCCAAAUGUCAAACUGGUGGAAAAUCAAAGAGGACAAUUCAAGGAACUCAUAAAAAUACUAAACAGAACGCUGCAGUAGACUGUAAAAUAACAUCAUCUACAACUGGAGAUAAACACUUUGAUAAAAGUCCCACUAAAACAAGGCAUCCUCGGAAAAUUGAUCUAAGAGCUAGAUACUGGGCAUUUCUUUUUGACAAUCUUCGCCGAGCAGUAGAUGAAAUCUAUGAAACUUGUGAAUCAGAUCAGAGUGUGGUAGAAUGUAAGGAGGUGCUAAUGAUGCUGGAUAACUAUGUAAGAGAUUUCAAAGCAUUGAUUGACUGGAUUCAACUUCAGGAAAAGCUAGAGAAGACAGAUGCUCAAAGCAGACCAACUUCUUUGGCUUGGGAAGUAAAGAAAAUGUCUCCAGGACGUCAUGUGAUUCCAAGUCCAUCAACAGAUAGAAUAAGUGUGACAUCAAAUGCUCGAAGAAGCUUAAAUUUUGGGGGUUCACCAGGCACAGUGGCUGCUCCCCGUCUGGCUCCUACAGGUGUCAGUUGGGCUGACAAAGUAAAGGCUCAUCAUACAGGCUCUCCUGCUGCUUCAGAUGUAGCUCCUGCUCAGUCGUGCCCACCAAUGACAGUGCAGAAGACUUCUCGCAAAAAUGAACGGAAAGAUGCUGAAGGAUGGGAGACUGUUCAAAGAGGAAGGCCUGUUCGUUCACGAUCAACAGCAGUGAUGACAAAAGUUUCAGUAGCAACAGAAACAUUAAGGUCAAAGGAUGACAGUGAUAAAGAAAAUAUACAUCUUUUACCUGAUGAAAGCAUACGGAAAGGUGAAUUUCCUGGAGAUGGACCUUCUAAUACUAUAGAAUCUUGGUCCAAGGACUCCUUACACUCUUGUGACCAUCCUCUUGCUGAAAGAACCCAGUUCACAGUGAGUACAUUGGAUGAUGUCAAGAACUCUGGCAGUAGUACUUUACAAGACAGUUCUGUGCGAACUUCUGAAAUACCUGCUGUUCACAUUGAUACAGAGUGUGUUUCAAUUACUCAGCAAGCUGACACACCUCCUUUGCAAGCAAAUGACAUGUUUUCAACAGAGAAAGCAGGGAUAGAAAGUGAAAUGGACCCUUCAGAUAUUUCAAAUGUGAGUGCUGCUAACUUGUCCAUGGCAGAAGUUCUUGCUAAAAAAGAGGAGCUGGCAGAUCGUCUAGAAAAGGCCAAUGAAGAAGCCAUUGCUAGUGCUAUUGCUGAAGAGGAGCAGUUAACCAGAGAAAUUGAAGCAGAAGAAAACAAUGAUAUUAAUAUUGAAACCGACAACGACAGUGAUUUUUCUGCCAGCAUGGGCAGUGGGAGUGUAUCUUUCUGUGGUAUGUCUAUGGACUGGAAUGAUGUCCUUGCAGAUUAUGAAGCUCGUGAAACUUGGCGCCAAAAUACAUCAUGGGGGGAUAUUGUAGAGGAGGAACCUGCUAGACCUCCAGGCCAUGGAAUUCACAUGCAUGAAAAACUUUCCUCACCGUCUCGUAAAAGAACAAUUGCAGAAUCUAAGAAGAAACAUGAAGAAAAACAAAUGAAAGCACAGCAGCUAAGGGAAAAGUUACGUGAAGAGAAAACAUUAAAGCUUCAGAAAUUAUUAGAAAGGGAGAAAGAUGUCCGGAAGUGGAAGGAAGAAUUAUUAGAUCAACGACGCAGGAUGAUGGAAGAGAAAUUACUUCAUGCUGAAUUUAAACGAGAGGUGCAAUUACAAGCAAUUGUUAAAAAAGCACAAGAGGAAGAAGCUAAGGUAAAUGAAAUUGCCUUCAUAAAUACCCUUGAAGCCCAGAAUAAGCGCCAUGAUGUCUUAUCAAAAUUGAAGGAAUAUGAGCAGAGGCUUAAUGAGUUACAGGAAGAACGUCAGCGAAGACAAGAAGAAAAACAAGCACGUGAUGAAGCUGUUCAGGAACGCAAGAGAGCUCUAGAGGCAGAACGGCAGGCCCGUGUAGAAGAACUGUUGAUGAGAAGGAAAGAACAAGAAGCCCGAAUUGAACAACAGAGGCAAGAAAAGGAAAAAGCCCGUGAGGAUGCUGCCCGAGAAAGAGCUAGAGAUAGGGAAGAACGAUUGGCCGCACUCACAGCUGCUCAACAAGAAGCAAUGGAAGAGCUACAGAAAAAAAUUCAGCUCAAGCAUGAUGAAAGCAUUCGAAGGCACAUGGAACAGAUUGAACAAAGAAAAGAAAAAGCUGCUGAGUUAAGCAGUGGGAGGCAUGCAAAUACUGAUUAUGCCCCCAAACUGACCCCUUAUGAAAGAAAGAAGCAAUGUUCCCUCUGCAAUGUCCUGAUCUCUUCAGAGGUGUAUCUUUUUAGCCACAUUAAAGGAAAAAAACACCAGCAAGCUGUGAGAGAGAAUAGCAGCAUCCAAGGGCGUGAACUUUCAGAUGAAGAAGUGGAGCAUCUUUCUUUAAAGAAGUAUAUUAUUGACAUUGUGGUUGAAAGUGCAGCUCUACCAGAGCCUUUGAAAGAUGGAGAAGAGCGGCAGAAAAAUAAAAAAAAAGCCAAAAAGAUAAAAGCCCGGAUGAACUCCAGGGCCAAGGAAUAUGAGAGCUUAAUAGAAACAAAAAAUUCUGGAUCUGACUCACCUUAUAAAGCAAAGCUUCAGCGAUUAGCUAAAGAUCUUCUAAAACAACUACAAGUACAAGACAGUGGCCCAUGGGCAAACAAUAAAGUUUCUGCUUUAGAUCGGACCCUAGGCGAGAUCGCUAGAAUAUUGGAAAAAAAGAAUGUAGCAGAUCAGAUUGCAUUUCAAGUUGCUGGUGGAUUAACAGCCCUUGAACACAUUCUUCAAGUAGUAGUCCCAACCACAAAUGUGAACACAGCUUCACGAAUUCCUCCUAAGUCUCUCUGCAAUGCAAUCAACGUUUACAACCUUACCUGCAAUAACUGCUCAGAAAAUUGCACCGAUGUUCUGUUUAGUAACAAGAUUACCUUCUUAAUGGACCUCCUGAUACACCAGUUGACGACACAGGGCAUAUCACCAAGCGAGAAGCAGUACGGUGCCUCCGGAGGGCAAGGACCAGGCCCAUGGUAGCCAGAGUGAGGGAUACCACCGUGGCCAGGCCUAAGCCCAGCAACACAGAGGUGUGAGGAGAGGUGGGCCCCUCCACACCACGAUCACCAGCCUUUCCCAGGAAGAUCAG
Messenger RNA from Leptonychotes weddellii (Weddell seal), 3152 nucleotides. Lineage: Eukaryota; Metazoa; Chordata; Mammalia; Carnivora; Phocidae. The record is from RefSeq and is a predicted model, not a curated record.